AUGAGAGGUUUGAAUCACCUAGAGAACAAGGGAAUAGCAAGGAAUAUUAUUCAAAACGCAGCUACAAACGCAGCAAGAGAAGAAUUAACUAAUACAAGUGAUAAUACAAAAAAUAAAAUCAAACAAGAACUAACUGAUCUAGAAAAUAAUGAUAAGGUAAGAAGAGCAAAGAAAAAAAUCAUUAAAAUCCUAGGCGAGGUUGAUGAAGAACAAGUACUUGUUGAAUUGAAGGUAAUCAAAAAAAAAGACUUGAUGUUUUAUACAAGGGUUUUUGAGGAUCAUAAGAAAGAACUUGAUAAAUAUGGAACUACAGCAUUUUUUUUGUAAAAAUGCGAGAUUAUAUUACAUACUAGAAAAAUCAUCUGGCAAUAACUUAUUAUCAAAGCGAAUUAGGGCAUUAAAAACGAAAUUCCACAAUUUAUCAGAGAAGAAUAUGAAUAAUGCUAUGAAAAUACUAGCCGAUAAUGAGUUAAGGGAAUUUUAUGAUACAGGAGUACAAAAUGGAACGCCUUCUCCUAUUGUAACUUAUGAAGAAGGCAAAACUAAAAUCAAGGGUGAGAAAAAGGAUAUUGAGAUACUGAAGGGAGGCUUAAAAAAGUAA
Molecule: messenger RNA, 601 nt
Organism: Cinara cedri
Lineage: Eukaryota; Metazoa; Arthropoda; Insecta; Hemiptera; Aphididae
Source: the annotation of a GenBank genome assembly